This is a messenger RNA of Amorphotheca resinae ATCC 22711, 4932 nucleotides long. RefSeq lists its product as hypothetical. Bases 1 to 4932 code for a protein of 1643 amino acids. Gene Ontology annotation, cellular component: nucleus; cytoplasm. NCBI's taxonomy places the organism in Eukaryota, Fungi, Ascomycota, Leotiomycetes, Helotiales, Amorphothecaceae. The transcript is spliced from 7 exons. Gene Ontology annotation, molecular function: SUMO-specific endopeptidase activity. The record is from RefSeq and is a predicted model, not a curated record. Gene Ontology annotation, biological process: protein desumoylation.
AUGGCGGCAAUCUCGUUUGCCGUCACAAUCACUCACAAGAUUGUGGACGAGCUGGAGAAGAAGGUGGGGCUUGUCUUCGGAGCGUUCGACGGUAGGAGGGCAUCUCGCGAUGCCAUAGCUCCUACCGUCGGAGAGAGGAUUGUGAAGCUCCUGGAGAAGAAGGUGGGCAUUAUUUUCGGCGCCUUCAGUGGCAGUAGAUCGCCAACCCUCCCUCUUCAGGUCACAUUCACUAAAAAGUUAGUGAACGACCUGGAGAGGAGGGCGGGCACCAUUUGCGCCUUGGACCUCGCCGUUGGAGUUGACGACGCGAGGCUUCAGAAUCCGGGAGCCAAUGGUAAGCGAGCAACGGGAGUGGUGGAUUUGGACCUCUGCAAAGAACCUCAACCCUCUCUCGACAGCAACCAGCGCCCCGAACUCUCUCGACUGUGGCGAUCUCGAGCCGUAGGAGCCAGUGAAGGGGGUCGCAAACGAAGAAGGACUCUCUCACCUCAAGGGCGGGAUGCGCACUUUACCAUAGAGCAUGAAGCGUCUGCGAUGUCUGGUCGGAGCCGGAGUCCACGAAAGCGGCGACGCCUCGAUAAGGACGUCACAGCAGUUGAAGACCUGACCGGCGAUACUGUCACAGCUGCAACAGAGGCAACUCCACUCGAAAUAGACGAUUCUGCGGAUUCAUAUGAAAACGAAGGCAGGGUUGUAUCUGCGAAGAGAAUCAAGCCAACUUCUGCGGAGGAAUUGGAGCAGCCAAGCAGUAAUAUCGAUGCUGCGAACCCAGCAAAAGAGCAACCCAGCUCGUCUGCCCACGAAAAUGCACGCGAGACUGGGGACUCCCACGACAAAAAGGACGUUUCGAAGAAGCGCAGAGCCCCAUGGGCUGCAGCAGCGCGCUACAAAUCCUCCGAAAACUGCUUGCCUGAUUACGGACCCGUUCAUGUUCCCCCUCCAGUGGUAGCCAAGUCGGAAGGAACAGGCAAAAUGGGACUCGUUCCAGGUGGCCCCAAACCGAUAAACCGACUGUCCUCCAACAACGGCCAGCGCGAGAAUAAGACCUUCGAUUUACAUAAUGGUUAUUCCCGGAAAGCAGAUCACAAUCCCAAUAAGAGACGAAGGGUCGGGGGAGAAUCAAUGGGGCAUACGUCUCCCAAGGAUGUAAUUGAAUUGGACGGCGUAACAGCACACAGCCAGAACCGCAGAGAGUCUUCCACGGCCAAAUCAGGAUUCAGUCACUCUCAACAUGGACAUUCGGUCAAAACGAGCUUGGGUGAUGAGGCAACCGUACCAGAAUUUAACAAAGUCGAAGCACUGAUGAAUCCAUCACGGGGGCACGACCAGAAUCGCAAAAUCCGCAAAACCAUGCAACAAAAUGAAAGCUCCUUGGAUACUCAGACGACGAAUAUCAGAAGCGGCCGAUUAUCAAAGCCAGAUGGCCCCUCAAGAGCCACAGUCGUGCGGUUAGAUGAGUCUCAGGGCGGAGAGGACCCUAAUGAUCCCAUUUCUGAUACAGGCAUGGAGUCGCCUCGACGCUGCAAUAAGUCCACCCCUCAAGUGAUCAUCAGAAGCCCUGAAGACACUGCAUUCCGCGGCUCCCCUCGAUCAAAGCCAGGCACGACUCGGGCUGGACAGGACUCGACAAAACAUCCUACAGAGAACGGUCUGAAAUCGAAGUACUUCCCUCAAGCCCACCAACCAAAAAGUGAUUCUCAAAGAGAUCUGGGUCAAACCAAGGCAAAUACUUCAAAGAGUCAUCAGGAUCAUCAAGAGGAUAACGUGGACGACCUCUCUGCAGAGCAUUACAAUGCUCCACGGGGCUCACUUGGAAAGCGGAAUCGAUCCACCAAGAGCGAGGCCGGCCAAGCCGUCGCUAUUGAUGACAGUUCAGAUGACGAGAUUACCGCUCUCAAAAAUGGGAAUAUCAAACCAAGUAUAUUUCCGAGCACGAAGAAACAAAAAUUAGGAAAGUUUGGGGAAGACAAAUACGAAAUCUCACAAAUUUUCUCGGCCACUCAUAUAUGGUUUCUGGGGGAUAACAAAAAACGAUGGUUUCUCUUUCACGACCAUGAUAAUAAUUCACUUAGGGUCGAGGGCGAUGAUGCACCCUCUUUGGGCAUGGGGCUGGUCUCUAUUAACAGCAUAGAAUUCAGCGAGGAGAGCGCCAAUGUGGUUAUUCAUAAAUCCAGGGACAUCGGCUUCGGCGGAGCAACCCAACUCUGUCUCACAUUAGGAGACUCUAAACAGAGCAAGGCCCUUGCUAAGGGACUGUCGGGUCCUACGAUCAAAGCAAUACAUAAACCAGGGGAAUACCUUGAAAAGGUUUUUGCAAUAGCUCGUAAACGGGCCGAGACGAGUUUAAAGCCUGUUCCAGCCCAGGAGGACCCAGCCGAUGUCCAACUAGCUGCGGCAAAGAUCCAAGCCAGAUCGGACAGAAGCCAGGAAGCUAAAAAGUCAACCCGUGGUCCCAGAGUUAUUGAUCAGAUGGCCAAUGGUGAUUCAGAACCAAGCCAGCAAGCUCGUGCCACUGAAGACACAAAGAACGUCAAGGAAACCGACAAACCGACAAAGCUCACCAAAGAUCACCCAAUUGCGGCAAGUGACUUUUAUGGUGGUUCUUCAACGACUGAAACUCGUUCGUCUGCGAGGCUUGCAGGGAAAGAUGUCUCAUCUCGACGGGAACCCAUGCAACGAACCCCAAGUCCCGAAAGAUGGACAGAGCAGAACCCAGGUUGGCAGAAAUCCUGGAAGAGCUCGAUCGUCUAUCCCCGUGAAGGCAGGGAUAAGGCUACCGUUGAUAAGCAAGAUAUUGAGAGGCUUGAUGAAGGCCAGUUCCUGAACGAUAACCUGAUCGAAUUCUAUAUCCGCUGGUUAGAACGUCGCGUUUCACAGGCAAACCCGAACCUUGCGAAACGGAUAUUCUUCCUUAAUACCUUCUUCUAUGAAAGACUCACCACUACCGCGAAAGGCAAGCGGGGCAUCAAUUACGAAGCCGUCCAACGGUGGACUGCCAAGAUCGACCUGCUCUCAUAUGACUACAUCGUCGUUCCAGUCAAUGAACACAAUCAUUGGUAUGUUGCUAUAAUUUGCAACGCUCCUAAACUCCUCGUCUCUGAACCUGAAGCACUUGAGCCUUCCCAAGCAGGAGAAAAUGGCGGCACUAAGGUCAAGUCUUCAUUAUCCUCUCCGUGUGCAUCGAGCCCUGCUCCGGCCAGUCUCACCGAUCUUGAAAUCGGAAUUCCGAUCAAGAAAGCAUCACCGAAGGACAAGGAGGGUGACAGUAAGGGACCAGAAGAGGCAAUCGAUACACCGGCUGAAACAGCUGUUACUGCUAGCAAUCGCAGCGAAGGCGAUAUUCAGAAACCCACCAUUUCAGAGCCAGCGCUUGUGACCUCAGAUCUGGUGCAAGCCCAAGCACCAAAGUCAACUCCAUCCAAAACAGGAAAGAGAAAGUCUAUCAUCUCUCUACGCAAGCAUGAUCCGGAAGAGCCUAGAAUCAUCACUCUAGACUCUCUUGGUCUGAAGCACUCGCCUACCUGCACCAAUCUCAAGGAAUACUUGGUCGCAGAAAUCAAAUCGAAGCGCGGGGUUGACAUACCUCCACCGGGAUCCAUUGGAAUGACAGCAACCAAUAUUCCCCAUCAGGACAACUUCUGCGACUGCGGUUUGUUCUUACUCAGUUAUGUCGAGACAUUUGUGAAGCAGCCUGAUGAAUUCGUCCGUGGUAUUCUCCAAAAUCAGGUUGAUCUUGACCCUCAGUGGCCAAAGGCUUCGGAUAUGCGAAAUCGCAUACGUGGACUACUUUUUGAUCUUCAGAGAGAGCAGAUAGCUGAGGCGGAGAGACUUCUGCAGUCGAAGGGCACAGGCAAAAAGGGAUCUAAGAGCGAUGGCAAGACCGGAGCAGCUAUGCCAGCCAAAUCUCAAUCCCGUGAGCUAUCCACUAGUGCCAGCACCUCUGUCACUUCAGACCAGUCGGUGCCGUCAGAGCAGCCUUCGAAGCAGUCUUCCCCAGAACAAUCGUCUAAAGGGCGAUUAGAUGGACAUAAAAAGAAGCUCUCUGCCCCUAAAGAAAUGAUCGACCCGGCUAGCAAUGAUCACGGAGGCCACACAGACAGAAAUACAGAGCAGUCGAUGAGACCAGAGUCCAACAAGAGCAACGGCAUGCCUCCCAAAGAAUCCCGGGACCUGAUCAAUGAUAGUCAAGGAUCGCCCGUGUCCCAAGGAAGUCACGACAGCAAGGUCCGUGAUCUAGCCAAGACAUGCGGUGGUGUCAAGGAGGAUCUCGGUAGCCACAGAACAACUGAGCGUGAUUCAGAGGAGAUGCUACUUUCUGCUGAUCCUGAGACACUCGAGAUUAACGAUUCGCAACCUACAAUUGUCCGGGAAAGUCCAUCUCACUCCGCAGAAAGCUCAUCAGGAGAGCAAAACAUGAAACUAAGAUCACCCACACCGGAUGAAGUGAAACUUCCUAGCACGAGCCGUGGCCGCGGCCGAAGACCAACUCCCUUCCCAGCUAGCCCGGGCAGGAGUUCUUUAGACGAUGAUGAUAACUCGAGAAAUUCUUCAUCGUCCGAUUUUGAUGGCCAUAAAGGAACGGACACCAAUGGUCAGAAUGGAACGAUGGAGGAUAGCAAAAGAGUCGAGGAAGAUGAAAUGCUCCUCCCCAAUAACCAGUCGUCUAAGCGUGCUGUCCGCACUCCUACUCUCAGCCCAAGACUUCUUUCUGAUGUCAAAUUCUCUUCUGUGCCCUCAUCUCCAGUCACCGCGGAACAAUACGACAGAGAGUCUCGGUUAACUUCUGCGAGUCCGCAAAAAUACAAGAAGACUGCAAAGGCUCGUAAACGCUUGCAUCUCAAUGAGUAUCAUGUGGAUGCUGCUGAUCAGGCUAUUAUUGGCAAGCAGGGGAAGCACGGGAAGCAGAAUUCUCAUAUCUUCUUCAAGGAUUGA